This is a messenger RNA of Echinococcus granulosus, 3222 nucleotides long. RefSeq lists its product as hypothetical. The coding region runs from base 1 to 3222 and encodes 1073 amino acids. The record is from RefSeq and is a predicted model, not a curated record. The transcript is spliced from 19 exons. NCBI's taxonomy places the organism in Eukaryota, Metazoa, Platyhelminthes, Cestoda, Cyclophyllidea, Taeniidae.
AUGAGAUUCGCACAUUUUAUUUCCUGGGAAAUAAAGCCAAUAUUUUCUAAGCUACCACCUACCGAAGAAGAAGAGUACGAGCUAAAGUGGGAUGUUGUUCACUUUAUGCGUCGUGAUUUCGACUCUGCUCUGCACUGUCGAUUGGCCAGUGUCAAAGACAAUGACGAUUUAACACCAAUAUUCGACUCAAAGAGUAAUAUUCUCCAUAAACUUUACGGGGGUUUCUAUAUAUCCGAGUUAGUGGAAGCCCAAAACAAGGAUAUGAAGGCAAUUGCAUUGGAAUCGAAUAAAACAGGACAUGCUGUCGGGUUUAUGAACGCCACUACAUUAUUCGAUGCCGAGUUUUUAAAUAAAGAAUAUGAUUUGCGUUCCUGCAAUUAUCUACAGAAAAACGAUUUGCGAGAUAAAUCAAACAUGCCAAAACCCACAUCAUUUUUAGAAUUGCACAUUGAUUUGCCUGUUGCUGAUGUUGAUUCAACAGAAUCCGAUAAUCUAACCGAUGACUCAACGGAUAAACUAAAGAAAUUACAUGCUGAUGCCUCAUUAAUAGCUUUUCGUGAAGAAAUCGACCCAGAUUCAGAUGGUAAUCCUACCACAUUCUCCACCGAUGAUCUGCGUUCUACUAUUCUUUCGGAUUCGUUUUCUGUAGAUAAAGACACAAGAUUAGCUUACAUUUCAUCGGGAAAUUGGAUUCGACGUCAUCUAAAAGGAUAUUUUGGUGUAAACCCCUCUCAUGACACUCAACAAAACGCUUACUCUCGUGAAGACAAUAAUGCAUUUGUUAUUCAGCUUUACGGUUUGCUUCCUGAAUUUGAUACGCGUGCAAAGGACUUUUUAUCAUUCAUGUUCGAUCAAUUUCCUGGUAUUGAGUAUGCGGCCAUAACAGUUCCACGACUAGAUCCAGAAACAACUUUGCUGCAGGAAUUUCACGAUGGAACCGCAUUGUUGUGUUACGUAGCGUUGUGCUUGGGAAAAGUCGUGGGCCUGCUUUUUGCUCGAGCCGAAGAGCAUAUCGAUUGGCUGAAGGCUAAUUAUGAUUUGGAAGAAUACAUAUAUUUUACACAUCACGGAAAACAUGAAUUUGCUACUUUGAUUCACUUUGUAUUAUCUUUAACUGUUCAUUCACGGGCGCGAUUUUUUUUGCGUGAAGUAAUGCGUCAGUCGGGAAAGACAUGUUUCUUCUACCUCAUCUAUCCACCGUUCGCUAUGGACACCAAGCUGAAGAUGAAUACACCACUCUCAUGUUUGGGUGAUUUCUAUGCAGUCCGGCCUCGACGCCAGAUUGUGUACCCUUCGGGGUUAGUGAGGGGAGAGAAGGGUCCACAGAAUCACACUCUCAGCUGUCCACUCGACGAUCCACCGCCAGCCGUCUAUCACAUCUCCCGCAACUUAAUCAUGGAGCCCAAGAUUGUGCUUAACGCGCGCAUUAUCGUUGUCGGCGCCUCGUCGACUAGUCUAGCCUUUCUAGAGCGCUUGGUCUUUGCAUCACACAUCCGUUUCAAUAAUCUUGUUUUGUUAUCUCCUCAUGGAAUUCUCGGAGACACUGAAGCUUCAGAGAACCAUCGUGUCCCUCUCUUCUAUCCAUCACGUUACGCGCAAGGCCGGUGGCGUCUGGGUCAGAUUUCGCUGCAUACGUUGGUAAACGUUAUUUUGGGUACACUCACGGCAAUCGACAGAAAUCGAAAAUUAAUUACAAUUGAUGGGGUCCAUGAGAUAUCAUACGACUUUCUCAUUUUGUCGCCCGGAAUGCAGUACCACCCGCCAACGCCAAUCGGGAUCGAUCCCAAAUUCAUCGGCGAGAGGAGUCGCAAGAAUCCGUGUGAACCCAUUGUAAUUUCUACCAAGCACAAGGCCUCAAACCUCUUCCUCUUGAACGACGAGAACAGCACCAUUGAAGCCAUUGAGUAUGUAGAGAGGAACCUCAUGCCGGAUACGUCCAACGAGAGGCAGCUGUCUCGGAAACAAAGUCUUCAGACAGACAUGCUUUUGGAGGACCCAAAUUCAGAGAAGAAACCCAAACACCGUCCCGAAGAGGGUCCCAUAAUCAUUUUUGGCGAUUGUUUGGACGCCUAUGCCUGUGUUCAUGGACUUCUCCACAUGGGAGUCCCUAGUAUCCGCAUCAUUAUGAUGCACCCUUUCAAGAAAAACGAUACCAACAGCAUUGAUGAGCUGUCGAAAACCAAGACGAAACCCCAAUGCCAUUCAUUAACGUCUGCAUUUGACGAUUACGCAGUAGAGACAGUUAUCCAUGAAGAAAUGGAAAACGCUGGGGUCCGCAUAUUCAAACAUUGUACUCUUUUACGCUGGAAUGACGACCCAACUUCCGUUUUCGUGGAAGAAAUUGAAAAUGCCACUUUCAUCAUUCAGGGAAUAGAAAAACGUAUUCGAUGUGUCGCGUUCUUUUCAUUCGUCAACAAGAAAAUCGACUACACGUUUUUCAAAGCCGUGAAUGACGCCUGUCUGGUUUUUGACAAACAAUUGGUGAUCGAUGCCAACUUCCACACUAGUGACCCUUGCAUCCGAGCUGCGGGACCAGCGACGAAAUUCCGUCGUAUUUACUACAAUGACAAAUACACUCAUGCUCUCUUCAACAGUCUGGAAGUUGGAGAAAAGUUAGGAGACGCCUUCCUGAAAGAGUUCGAUCCGAGCAUUGAGAUGCCCAAAACUCCGGACAGAGACGAGCGACACUUACUGCCUACGUUCAAGAUGCCCCGAGUAGCAUACGCCAUGCUCCCCGGAGGCUACACUUUCCUCAAGAUCUGGGAACCUGGCCACAAAAAGAACCCCCUUCUCAGAUUACAAGAACCGGAAUUUGCCCUUCCAAUAUCAAAUUAUGUGAGCCUUUAUUCAACGCACGAGCGAGCAGUAAACAACCUGGUAGCGCGAUAUGAUGAGGGAUUAAUCUCCGAUUUCUAUUCGUUCUUUGAUGAGCCAUGGGCAAUGGCCCUCUUUCACGACCGUUUCGAAGAACUUAAAGAGGAAAUCCAUGAACUCGGCUGCAACGCUAGGGAAAAGGGAGCAGUGCCGCUUGUUGACUUUAUUCGGGCAUUCCAAGAGCCCUGUGAGAAGAUGUCAAAGGAAACAUUUGAGAGAAUCCACUACGAGCAUCUUUCAAAAGGUCAUAAAUACGAAGUGGAGAAGAAAACCAUCAGCUUCGUUGCUAACAAUUACGACCUCCUGCCUAUGUACGCGAAACCAGAUAUGGUUAAGCAGGUCCGUUAG